This is a messenger RNA of Stylophora pistillata, 2436 nucleotides long. RefSeq names its product laminin subunit gamma-1-like. NCBI's taxonomy places the organism in Eukaryota, Metazoa, Cnidaria, Anthozoa, Scleractinia, Pocilloporidae. The record is from RefSeq and is a predicted model, not a curated record.
AUGAAUGGAGGACAAUGUCCCUGCAAGCCUAAUGUGGUUGGUCGCGCUUGUGAUCAGUGUAGGCCAGACUAUUUUAACUUCACAUCUGGUCAAGGUUGUCAAGAAUGUGCCUGUAACGUGACUGGUGCAAAUGAAACAUCUUGCCAUCCUGAAACAGGACAUUGUUCUUGCAAGGAGAAUGUAAUAGGCCAACAUUGUGAGCAAUGUAAAAAAAACUACUAUAACUUAAACAGUGGGUCAGGCUACUCUUCCUGUGACUGCAAUCCCACCUACUCCACCAGUCUGCAAUGUGAUGGUAACACUGGUGUUUGCAGCUGUAAGCCUGGUUGUAUAUCCUGUGAGUGUAACCUCGCAGGAAGUGCCAGUCCUGUCUGUAACAAGACUACAGGCCAGUGUCCCUGUAAGGCCCAGUCUCUAGGCCGUCAGUGUGACAUGUGCCCAGCUGGUUAUUAUGGUUUAAGUGUCCAGAAUCCUCAAGGUUGUUUGAAGUGUCAGUGUUCAAAUAAAUCAUCUGACUGUGUUACUGACUUAGGAUGGUUUGUGUCAGAUGUUGACACAAGUCUGUCAGUGUUUAAUGACAACAGUGAUUUGGAUGGUUGGACUACUGUAGACAGUGCAGGGAACCAGGUCACUUUACUCUUGGACUGGGAUGUCACAAUAAACAUUGAGAAGGGGUCCAUGAAAGUUGACACUCAAGGUUCAAAUGAUAUCUAUUUUGUUGCUCCUGACAAGUACCUUGGGGACAAGAGAUCUGUAUAUACAUAUACAUUGUCAUUCCAUCUACAGCAAGACAAUGCAUCUAGCCCUGCAACAUCUUCUAAGGGUGAUGUUAUCCUUGAGGGCAAGUGGUUUGACGAACCAAUUGUCUCAAGUUUUGAUACCGCUCCAACAGAUGGAGACAAUUUUAGGAAAUAUGAGGUAAAACUUGUUGAUAGCAAUUGGAGAGUAGGAAACAUCUCUGGGCGUCAGCCGUCAAAUUAUGAAAUGAUUGUUGUAUUAAGUCAUUUGACGUCACUGCGUAUAAGGGCCAAGUGGACCACUCUGACAACGAGUCUGUUUACCCGUUUGGCCGAUAUUGAACUGACUCUGAGUAGCAGGAGCAUUGUUAUUGCUGGUACGGAGAGUGCUCUUAACAUUGAAAAUUGUACAUGCCCCGUGGAGUACAAAGGACAGUUUUGUGAACAGUGCGCUAGUGGUUACACACGUGUCACGCCAAAUGGAGGACCUUACGUGACAUGUACACCGUGCGAGUGUAACGGACACUCAGACAAGUGCGACCCUGAGACUGGAGUGUGUCUGGACUGUCAACAUAAUAGCACAGGCGAUCAUUGUGAAAAGUGUUCAGAUGGUUGGUAUGGCAACGCAACGAAUGCCACACCUAACGACUGCAGCCCGUGCCCAUGCCCCAGCAGACCAAAUGCCGUCAAUCAGUUCGCUAAGACCUGUGUACUUUCAAGUGACGGUCUACCAACCUGUGUGAACUGCACUGUGGGUCACAAGGGACGGUAUUGUGAGCGAUGUAUGGACGGUUACUUUGGGCGGCCAAGGGAACAGGAUGUGCAAUGUCGCAUGUGUAGCUGUAACAACAACACAGAUCCUGAAGACACCGGUAACUGUAACACCACAACAGGCGAAUGCCUUAAGUGUCUUUACAAUACCACAGGGUCCAACUGCCAGUGGUGUGCACCGGAAUACCAUGGAAAUGCAUUGAACAAAACUUGUACACGUUGCAACUGCUCGCCUGUAAAUGCACUGAAUAAUGAGUGUAACAACAUAACUGGAUCGUGUAACUGUCAUCCUUAUGUGACGGGAAAGUUGUGUGACAGAUGUGAACAGAACGCUUUUAAUUAUACUGCGUCUGGCUGUGCGCCUUGUAAUUGCAACAAUGACGGUUCAGUUGAUCUUCAAUGUGACUUGGUUUACGGAAACUGCAGCUGUAAACCAAACGUGAUUGGUAAAAAGUGUGAUAUGUGUGUUGCGGGCUUCUUUGAUGUCCAGCAGGGUUGCUUGGUAUGUAACUGUAGCUCUGUGGGGUCAAACAACCCCGAUCAAUGCAAUAGAAAUGGAGGACAGUGUUCAUGCAAACCUAAUGUGAUUGGUCGUACAUGUGAUCAGUGUAAACCGAACUAUUUUAACUUCACUUCUGGUCACGGUUGUCAAGCGUGCAAUUGUUCAACUGUUGGUGCAGUGAAUAGCAAAUGUAACAACAUGACUGGUUCGUGUUCCUGCCAUCCUUAUGUUACGGGAAAGAUGUGUGACAGAUGUGAACAGAACGCUUUCAAUUACACCUCUUCUGGUUGUACGCCUUGUGACUGUGAUAUUGACGGCUCGACUGAUCUUCAGUGUGACUUGCGUGCAGCUGUAGCACAACUGGAUCCAAUAAUCCUGAUCAGUGUGACAGAAAUAGUGGACAAUGUUCCUGCAAGCCUAACGUGA